GUGAUAAAGUGAAAUUCGUGCGCGUUGGUUGGCUUACACUUCGUGUAAGCUCCAAGCUCUGACUACGGCUCUCGGAAGUCUCUCUUCAUCUCUGUCUCUGUCGCACACUCUCUGCAAGCGCGUCGUGAGUGCUCGUGUCGUUAUGGUUUUAUAGCUCCGGAUCGGCGCGUUCACAAUAAGCAGGAACAACAAGCGUAACCGUGAACUAAUCCAAAGCAAAGUGUUAGUAAAUGCAACAAUUUUUGGACAAUUGCAACAGCAGUUCAGCAUAUAGUAUAACAAUUCAUAUUUUUGGCAUUCGAAAGGAAGCAAGCGGUGAAACGUGAUGCGGCUAAUUGGAUUUAUUCUAAAUUUGGCUGCUUUAACAGCUGCCGCCUUGGCCAAUCACCAUGACAGCUUGACCCUGAGCCCGGGCGAGCAUAGCCUCGUACGGUACACUAACGAGUCCCUCAUUGUCCAGUGUCGCAGCCCCAGUCCCGAUGUGAAGCUGCAUUGGAAGUCGCCUAAAGGUGAAAUAAUACACGAGCACAAAGGACGCAUACAUAUCGAGCAAACGGCACCAGAACAAUUGAAAAUCGUUUUUGCACACAUUGCGCUGGCGGACAAGGGCAAUUGGACCUGUGAGGCUGUUGAGGGUGGGCUGCAUAGUAAAUCGUUCGAUUUGAUUGUGUAUCAGAAAAUUACAUUCACCGAAAAGGAUACCGUACUGACCGUGAAGGAGGGUCAAACAGCUACAAUAUUAUGCGAGCUGAAGGGCGAACCGCAACCGAAUGUCACCUGGCAUUUCAAUGGACAGCCCAUUAGCGUGGAAGCAAACGCUUCGAAAUUUCGCAUCCUGGCCGAUGGUUUGCUCAUCAACAAGGUAACACAGAGUGACACCGGCGAGUACACGUGCCGGGCAUACCAAGUGAAUUCGAUUGCUUCCGAUAUGCAGGAGCGCACAGUUUUGAUGAAAAUCGAACAUAAGCCUCACUGGACGCUCAAGUCGCAUUUGAGCCUGCAAUACGCGUACAUCAAUGGCACAGCGAGCAUUAUGUGCGAGGCACAGGCGGAGCCUCCGGCUACUUUCAACUGGUACCGCAAACAGAAACGGCUGGAAAGCAAUGAGAAGCUCUACACCAUUGAGACGGAGAACUAUUGGUCGCGCUUAACCAUCCAUGUACUGGAUGCGAAGGUCUUUGACAGCUAUCGGUGCCGUGCACACAAUCAUUUGGGCAGCAUUGAGCGCAUCACGCGCUUGGAUGAGGGCGAAAAGCCACCCCCGCCUCUCGUCUUUCAGCUGCGCGGCUACAACUCGAAUACUUUUGAUGUGGAUUUGAGCGCGCCGCGGGAUAAGGAUCAGCUCGGACCCAUGGAUGUGAAUGGGUUUCGCAUCGAGUAUAUGACGGAGCUGGAAUUCAAAACGGAUGCGGGAAAAUGGACGAAUGCCAAGCGCAAGGACUUCCCCUAUGAAGAGGGUGCCAAUUUUCUCAUAACGAACCUGGAGCCGGAUACCGUCUAUUUGAUACGCGCUGCCUCGCGUAAUCUGGCCGGCUUCAGUGACUAUACGAAAGUGGAGAAAUGCAAGACUCUAUCCCUGGAGCCACGUGUAUCAGCCGGAGCCCUGCUGCCGCCCAUCUAUCAGCUGCUGUCGGUGUUGCUUCUGGCACAGCUGCUGCGGCAUUGCCACUGAGUUCAUGCAAAUCUGUGAGUGGAUGUGCCCCCAAAAUUCCAUGUGCUUUGUCUAGCUUUAAGGCGUCGCCAGGUUAACCUCCUUAGUGUCUGAUUUGCUGCCUGAUUGCUGCUCGUGUAAUGUGUAACGUGUACUAAUUAAUAUUCUAAGUUGUUAAUAUAACCGCUAAUAAGCUUAAGAUAAUAAGGAGUUUCGUUUCGUUUAAUUUAGCUUUUGUGCAAGCCCAGCAAAUUAGUCAAAAUUCAUAGCAAAACAUAUAAAAUCAACUUAUUAAAAACUUAAAAACAAAUAAAUGGCCGCUUAGUGCUUAGUUCAAAGCUGAAAAUUAAAUAUUCAACAUAAUGAGAAUGCAGUCCAGAAAGCUGUGGCCAAAAGGCCAAUAGCAAGUUAAUUGAUAGCUCUAGAUAUAAACGUAAAGGUUUAAAUAUUAAUAACUACAGGAAAAUUAUUCCUAGAAAAUCCCUUUGUAAUCUAUUUUAUCUAGACUUGAAUUAAUAACCUACAAAAAAUCUUUGUAAAAAUCAAUGCAUUUAUUUGUCAUAUCCAAAUCGAACAAAACUAUGCCUCCUACUAACAGACAAAUCCUUCUGGAAAACAAAUCCUCUUACAAACCAUACCAUAAAAAAUAUUCAAAUGAAGCUUUACAAAAGCAUUGCAAGUUUUUUUUACAAACGGUUUUCAAUAUUCUAGUAUAAAAGCCAAAUAUAUAUAACCAAACAGGUAAAUUUAAAAUAAAUAAAUACAAAACCAUUCCA
This is a messenger RNA of Drosophila novamexicana, 2427 nucleotides long. RefSeq names its product neural cell adhesion molecule 2 (gene fipi). Gene Ontology annotation, biological process: cell-cell adhesion. Gene Ontology annotation, cellular component: cell-cell junction. Bases 326 to 1672 code for a protein of 448 amino acids. Gene Ontology annotation, molecular function: cell adhesion molecule binding. The record is from RefSeq and is a predicted model, not a curated record. The transcript is spliced from 7 exons. NCBI's taxonomy places the organism in Eukaryota, Metazoa, Arthropoda, Insecta, Diptera, Drosophilidae.